AUGAGGACGUUGGCAAUGCUGCUGCUGGCCGUGGCCGCUGGAACCUCACUUGCACAGCACGGUUCUCACUCCACCUGCGUGUUGGUGCCCGAUGCCCAGAAUGGCUUCCACGAGGUGUCGGGAACAAUCGACUUCCUGCAGAAGACUGAAACGGAUCCUGUUCACGUGACUGGAAUAGUGUACGGCCUGACGGAGGGCAAGCACGGCUUCCACAUCCACACCGAGGGCGUGACGGGCGCCGACUGCUCCUCGACGGGCGGGCACUUCAACCCCGACGGCUUCACCCACGGCGCCCCGACGUCCGACUUCCGACACGUGGGCGACCUGGGAAACGUCGACGCCCUCGCCAACGGAACGGCCUUUGUGGAUAUCAUGGACACAAUAAUCAGCCUGUACGACGUGGAGCGCAACAUAACAGGUCGUGCUUUGGUCGUCCACGCUCUAGAAGACGACCUCGGGCUUGGUGGCGACGAAGGAUCUCUUGCGACUGGUAAUGCUGGCGCUAGAGUGGCUUGCUGUACCAUCAGUCAAAGAGGGUUUUAAAAAAAAAGGACUGUGAUUUUGGUUAAGUUCCCCCUCCUCCUCUUCUUAGUUCGUUUUCUCUCCCUUUCUCUUUUCUUUCUCUCUUUUCCUUUCUGUCUUUUUUCACUUUCUCUCUUUUUCUUUCUCUCUCUCUCUCUCUCUCUCUCU
Messenger RNA from Penaeus indicus, 690 nucleotides. Its product is annotated as superoxide dismutase [Cu-Zn]-like. Gene Ontology annotation, molecular function: copper ion binding. The transcript has 4 exons. Gene Ontology annotation, biological process: superoxide metabolic process. Bases 1 to 543 code for a protein of 180 amino acids. NCBI's taxonomy places the organism in Eukaryota, Metazoa, Arthropoda, Malacostraca, Decapoda, Penaeidae. The record is from RefSeq and is a predicted model, not a curated record.